This is a messenger RNA of Dendroctonus ponderosae (mountain pine beetle), 5099 nucleotides long. Its product is annotated as ATP-binding cassette subfamily C member 4. Gene Ontology annotation, biological process: transmembrane transport. The record is from RefSeq and is a predicted model, not a curated record. Gene Ontology annotation, molecular function: ABC-type transporter activity; ATP binding; ATP hydrolysis activity. The transcript has 19 exons. Lineage: Eukaryota; Metazoa; Arthropoda; Insecta; Coleoptera; Curculionidae. Gene Ontology annotation, cellular component: membrane. Bases 107 to 4063 code for a protein of 1318 amino acids.
CAUGAGUAGGGUAAACAGUGUAUCUCGCUUGAAACAAUAUCGGCGAGCGACAUUCCAUUCAGAUUUCUGUUAGUGUUUUCGGAAGUGUGGAAGAUCGUCUGAAACCAUGGAUGCCGCAUUCAAGCUUAAAAAAGAUAAUCCGAAGAAGAAAGCUAAUUUUCUUUCAAAACUAUUUUUUGCAUGGACGGUACCGCUAUUUCAAAUAGGAAACAAAAGAAAAAUUCAGCUUACUGAUUUAUACAAAACCUUACCUGCGGACAAAUCAGAGUUUCUUGGAGACAAAUUGGAGUACUAUUGGAGAGAGCAAGUAGAUAAAGCAGCACAGAAACCGAAUGGAAAACCGAGUCUAUUGAUGGCAAUGACAAAAGCCUUUUUUUGGGAGUAUGCUAUUUAUGGAUUAGUUUUCUUCAUACAGUAUGUUGUUUUAAGAUCACCCCAACCAAUGGUUUUAGCAAUACUUGUAAAGCAAUUUGAGCCCAGCAACGUAACUAUUGACAAAGCAGCGAUAUACAUAUCCGCUUCACUCGUGGUUCUAAUAUCAUUAUUAAUGAUAUUUUUCAUGCAUCAUGGGAACUUUGGAGUGUCAGCAAUUGGAAUGAGAAUCAGAAUAGCAGUUUCUUCAUUGAUAUACAGAAAAAUUAUGAAACUAAACAGAAGAUCACAAGGUCAAACUGCAGCUGGUCAAGUAAUCAACAUACUUUCAAAUGAUGUCCAGAGAUUUGAUCAAGUAACUGUUUUUCUGCACUUCCUCUGGCUUAUGCCAAUUCAAGUCAUUUUUGUGUCAUAUCUAAUGUGGACUUCCAUCGGAAUAUACUGUUUAGUUGGAAUUGGAGCGAUGAUUAUUAUCACCAUACCUUUACAAACUUAUCUUGGAAAACUUUCAUCCACUUUACGCUUCAAAGUCGCUAAAAGAUGCGAUCUAAGGGUGAAGCACAUGAGCGAAAUAAUAAGUGGAAUUCAAGUGAUCAAAAUGUAUGCUUGGGAAAAACCAUUUGAAAAGCUUAUAGAGCAAUUGAGGGCAAGAGAAAUAGUUGCUCUCACACAGUCUUCGUAUCUCAGAGGGGUUUUCACCAGCUGUAAUGUAUUUGUGGAAAGAUUUACUUUAUUCUUAACUAUAGUGGCGUACUCCCUGGUUGGUUACAGGAUUACUGCUGAUAUCGUUUUUUCCAUGGCUCAGUACUUCAAUAUUUUGCAACUCGCAAUGGCCAUCGUUUAUCCUCUGGCGGUAAGUUUAAGUGCAGAAACUUGGGUAGCUAUAAAAAGACUGGAAGAAAUAUUAGUCUUAGAAGAAAAAGAAGACAUUGUUAUAGAAAAUCUAACGGAGAGAGGCAUUUCACUGCACAAUAUUACGGCUUCAUGGGUACCUGACGUGCCAGUACUUAAAAACAUUGAGGUCGUCAUUCCAGAAGGAAAAUUGUGUGCUAUCAUCGGACCAGUUGGCUCAGGAAAAAGCUCGGUGCUUCAGUUACUCAUUGGAGAAUUAUCGCCUAGUUCAGGAAAGAUCCAAAUCGGUGGAAGCCUGUCGUUUUCAUCACAAGAACCAUGGUUAUUUGCAGCAUCAGUAAGAAAGAAUAUUUUAUUUGGAAAACCAUAUGACUCAACCCUUUAUAAAAAAGUCGCUGAGGUUUGCGCACUAGAAAAAGAUUUUGAGCAAUUUCCUUAUGGUGACCGAACUCUCGUGGGAGAAAGAGGAGUAUCGCUCAGUGGUGGACAAAGAGCUAGAAUAAAUCUGGCUAGGGCUAUUUACAGGUCGGCCGAUAUAUACCUUUUAGAUGACCCUCUAUCUGCUGUAGAUACGCAUGUGGGCAAGCAUUUGUUCGAGAAAUGUAUAAAAAAUUAUUUGAAUGGAAAAACACGAAUUUUGGUCACUCACCAAUUGCAAUACCUGAAAAAAGCCGACAUUAUUAUUGUGCUAAAUGAGGGAAGAAUUGAAGCCAAAGGAACGUUUGACGAAUUAUCGAACAGCAAUGUAGAUUUUACUAAGUUACUGGCUGCCGCCGAUGAAAGCAACGAGGAGAAAGAAAAUGAACCACAUCACGCCAUUGAAGAAGCUAAAAUAAUACUUAACAGAAAAUUGUCCACAUUUAGUAAUGCUGAAUCAGUUAUUGAGCAAACGAUUAGAGAUGACGAAAACGAAGAGUCGGUGAACUACGAAGGAACUACCCCCUUCAAGGACUAUUUGAAAGGGGUUGGAAAUAUUUGCUUCGUUAUAUUUGUAAUAUUGUUAUUUAUUUUGUCGAUGCUAGCUUGUACCGCUGCAGAUUUUUGGGUCGCAUUUUGGACAACUCAAGAAGACCUUCGUUACGGAGAAGAGUUAACCAGCAACACGUCAACCUUAAUUCAACUACAAAAUUUAAAUACGGGAUCCACAAUCUCUCGAAUUGCUUAUGAUGACAUAUUCGACGAAGUCAAUUUUAAUGGCACAAUAUAUCGUCUUUUUAAGACCGAAGUAUCCAUAUACAUUUACAUCGCUGUAAUAAUCUGUGCCAUUUUAUUUACUGUAUCCCGAGCGAUGUUCUUUUUCAAGAUGGCAAUGAAAUCAUCUACAAAUAUACACAAAAAAAUGUUCCAUUGCCUGUUGGAGGCGCCAAUGCGAUUUUUCGAUACAAAUCCAAGCGGUCGGGUGCUCAAUCGGUUCAGUAAAGACAUGGGCGCUAUUGAUGAGGUACUUCCCAGAGUGCUCAUGGAUGCAGUGACAAUUGUUUUAGUGAUGACUGGAAUUCUCAUAAACGUUGCAAUUUCCAAUUAUUACAUGAUUGCCGCCAUGCUGGUUUUGGGAUAUGCGUUCUUGAAGCUUCGCGGUUGGUAUAUUGCGAGUGCAAAAGACAUUAAACAUCUGGAAGGAAUAGCAAAAUCACCAGUCUUUUCGCAUAUAACUUCCACACUAAAUGGUCUUACUACCAUUAGAGCGUCCCAAGCUGAAAUCCCGCUAAUAAAAGAAUUCGAUGAACAUCAGAAUGUGCAUACAUCGGCAUGGUUUUUCACAAUCAUGUGUAUGGUGUCCUUUGGUCUCUGGCUGGACAUCGUGUGCCUUAUUUUCAUAUUUGUUGUCACAUUUGGAUUUGUAGUGGCUACAGAAUUUGGAUACGUUGAAAAUGGAAGUUUGGUAGGACUUGCAAUAUCGCAAUCACUGAUCUUGACUGGAAUGGUGCAACACGGAAUGCGGCAAACUGCCGAAGUAAUUAAUCAACUCACAAGUGUGGACCGUGUAAUGCAUUAUACAAAGUUGGAGACCGAAGGACCAUUUGUUACUCCAAAAGACCAGAUGCCGAAGGGGAUAUUUCCAAAGCACGGUGAAAUCGAAUUUAGACAUAUGAACCUGAUUUAUGUACGAGGAGAAGCACCCGUUUUAAAAGACCUCAAUUUUACAAUCAAUGCUGGAGAAAAGGUUGGUAUUGUUGGUCGCACUGGUGCCGGAAAAUCGUCUUUAAUUUGGGCCCUAUUUAAUUUGGCACCAAUCGAGGGGCAAAUAUUCAUUGAUGGAGUGAAGACCAAAACUCUGGGUUUGAAUGACUUAAGGAAAAAAAUAUCCAUUAUUCCACAAGAACCAGUUCUAUUCAGCGCCACAUUGCGAUAUAAUCUUGAUCCAUUCUCGGAAUUUGAAGAUAAAAAGCUUUGGGAAGUCUUGGAAGAGGUUGAACUAAAAGACUUAGCAACCACUUUGGACAUGGCAGUUUCAGAAGGAGGUAGUAACUUCAGCCUCGGUCAAAGGCAGUUGCUGUGCCUCGCUCGAGCCUUAUUAAGAAAUAAUAAAAUUCUGGUCUUGGAUGAAGCAACUGCUAAUGUAGACGCUGGAACUGAUGGAUUAAUUCAAUCAACAAUCAGGAAAAAAUUUAAGGAAUGUACCGUGCUAACGAUAGCUCAUAGGCUGAAUACAAUUAUGGACUCUGACAAAGUUCUGGUAAUGGCUUCUGGUCAGCUACUUGAAUUCGAUCAUCCCCACAAGCUGCUACAGAAUCCUGAGAGUCAUUUUCUUAAGAUGGUUGAGGAAACCGGAAGUUCAAUGACCGAGCAAUUGAAAGCCGUAUCAUUACAAGCGUGGCGGGUAAAACACCCUGAAUAAUUUAGAAAAAUAGUCGUCGCUUUUGCAUAAUUAGGUACAAUUUUCAAUUAUCUUUUAAUGUUCACAUUACACUUAUCCACAUCGCAAUGUCCACAUUACAUUUAAUCAAACUUCGGGGUGAAUUAAGUAGGAUGCAGUAAGUGCAUAAAAUUGUAUGAAACAUGAAAAAUGUAAUAGCACUUACUCAUUUGUAAAUAAAAAAUAAUUCUGGCAAAUAUAUAUUUUUAAAUAAACACCGUUAUUAGACUCGAAUGUAUUGAUUAAUAUCAUAAAUAGCAGACGCUGAAAAUAAUCUGCAUAUAUAAAAAUUUAAAUAUAAAGGUGCAAGGUAAAUUCAAAUAUUCUUAGCAUUUGCUAGUAUGACCUACGUUGACCAAUCCCCUAGAGAUUUAAAGGUUUUGUCAUUUAUUAUCAUUAUUCUGAGACCUAAUGAAUCAUCCAUGCAUUCAAGUAAGAUAUAAUGAGGUGAAAAGAUACAAAACACGGUUUUUUAUAUAAAAUAAUAUUUUGUUCUAUCGUGCACUCUCGCCUCCUCCGGAAAACUCUAUGAUGGGUUCUUUAAGCAUGCGGUAACGUAAAAAAAUCGGUAUCAACGAAACUAAUUUUUUGUUGAUAAACGUAUGACCUUAUCUAUAAAUAAAUAAACGUAUAAAAAUUGGAUCAAAUUUUCGGUUGAUUACAAGAACAUAAACAACUUUAAAGGGAGAAACUAUGCUAGAUGAAUGCUGGACCCUGGACCAAUUUUUACCUCUAUACUUUCCUUGCAGAUAUUUUUUCUCCUGCCAUUUCACUAUCUUUGACUUAUUGAUUAACAUUAAAAAAAACUAUUCGUGUAUACAUAUAUUAAUCACAUUUUACAUGAUCAAAUUGUUAAAUCAAAUAACAGUAUGUAUAUUAUAAACUAAUUGUCUUCGACUGGUAUACACUUUUUGAGCAUAAUUUAAUAGACAGUCCAAGUUUUCAGUACGUAAUUGCAGUUAUAUUUCAUAACCUUUUAUAAAUGGUAAACCAGUACUUACGACUUUCUGAUAGUUGA